Molecule: messenger RNA, 7680 nt
Organism: Cydia strobilella
Lineage: Eukaryota; Metazoa; Arthropoda; Insecta; Lepidoptera; Tortricidae
Gene: DUBAI
Product: ubiquitin carboxyl-terminal hydrolase 35
Exons: 12
Coding region: 490-2727 (745 amino acids)
Biological process (GO): protein deubiquitination
Molecular function (GO): cysteine-type deubiquitinase activity
Source: RefSeq, a predicted model, not a curated record
UGCUGAGUGAUUUUGUUUAUGGUUAGAUUCAGUCAAUCCAUAGACAACUGGUCUGGUCUGGUUACAUUAGCGAUUCAUGGAAGAUUUUGAUAUCGAAAUAAAAAUCAAUUUAUUCGCUUGUAAAACUAUAUAUCAACAACCUGAGAUCAAAAUUGAAAUAAUCACCAGUUAGUUCAUGUAAAUAACAAAACAGUGUGUAUUGUGUCACGGUGUUAAUUAAAACUAGGCUAUAAUCUAAUCUCGAUGUUCAAUGGAGUCAGACAUAAUAGUGAUUACUUUGUUGUAGGGAUACGAAUUCACUCGAAGUCGUAUGUUUCUUUUGUGGUAAUUCUCCAUAAGGGAUUCCACAAUGUUGUCCUCAUCGUUCCAUCACAGAUUUAAAAUAUAUUAUGGUGUAAGGGACAAUGUGUAUUUCUAUUUUUGACAAGAAGUGGUGAACUCAUAUGCAGUGAUUGUUAUUUGUCAGCAUUUUGCAUAAGCAUACCAACCAUGGCAGUGAAGAAGCAUGAGCUGGUGCAAGACAAUCGCCAGCUGGAUCUGAAUUCACUAAUGCAGUACAUCAAGUUAAUGAACGAGCAGCCACACUAUCUGCCGCCUCCGUCUGAGCUUGUUAGGAAUUGUCAAGAUAUUGUCAAAUGUCUCUCUCGCACUACUGGUACUGACGAGCAGCUGUGGGAGCUGUUGCAGUCGAUCGAGGAGUUCCUCCACCGCGUGGUCAGCUCCGUGCACACCGGGGUCCGCCACGAGCUCAUCACUGCAGUCCUUGACAAGUUCCACUCCUUCAUCUUCGACCCACAAUCGGACGCUUGCCCAGCGACGUCGAUCGUGCUCGUGGUGCUUGACGGGCUGAACGAUGAGGAGACGCUGUCCGCGGCGCGCUGGCUCGUGCAGCAGGCGGACCACUCGCCCGAGGCCGCGGGCCUACGCGCCUCGCUCUCCUGCCUCUACCGCUGGAUGUACGAGUGGCACGGAACACCCACGCUCGGCGAGUGGGUCAUGGCCUACAUCAAGGCUCUCGAGGAAAAUGAACAUUUUGAUCUGUUGGUGGAGGUGUCAGUAGACAACGUCGGCCACUUGUUCCUUGCCAUGGGCAACCCGGUGGCGCUCCGUCAGUCCGUCGCUGACGUCAUAUUCCACAUCAUGGCUUCGCUGCGAGAAUCCGCCGAAGCUCUCGACAGAAUUUCCCCGCACGUGGGCACCGUGCUAGUGAACCUAGCUGCCGACAGUGGCCAGUGGAGUCGACAGAUCCUCCAGGAUGUGGUGGACAUCCUCACGGCGAUGGUCGAUGGACGGAUGGAACUGCUCAAAGGCGACGCUCAGGACAUGUUCAAAGAAAAACACGCCGAUUUGAUGUCGUGCCUGGAGCGGCACAUGGCGUCCCGCGACUGCCGGUUCCUGCAGCGGCCGCCGUGGCGCGCGCGCGACGUGUGCCUCUCGGUCUCGAGCGUCAACUCGCACGCGCCCAUGCGUAAGGUCGGCCUGCUCAAUCUCGGCAACACCUGCUACAUGAAUAGCGUCAUGCAGGCGCUGCUCGUCACUAGACCUUUCAGUACCCACACAGUUUUGAAGAUGAACGCAGUGCCAUAUUGGUCAAAGAUGGGGAUGCUAUUCGCCAAAAUGAUGCAUUCGAUCAGCACCAAACUGAACCCCGAUGAAUUCUUCUCUGUGGUCAAACCACCUUUCUUUACUAAGGACAACCAGCAUGACAGCUCUGAAUUUCUAGGGUACCUAUUCGAGUUGCUGCAGUCCCACGAGCACGGGUCAGACCGCAACUUUGACUACACGCGUCCGCCCAUCAUCGUCGGCCGCAGAGCCCUCCCACACAGCCCGCAUUCGCCACCACACUCUAGUGACGGUGAACAUUCAGAUCCGGGCCCGAACCGCCGGUCCGUGUCGCCGCGGCCCGGGAGCAGCGCUGCCGGUUCCAGCUCAGGUCUCAAACGGCACGGCGACCCCGAAAUGCACUUGCCUCUAAAGAAGCGAUUGCGCAUGACCGAGUCGGCGUUCCUGCGGCGGGACUCGUUCAUCGACAGCAUGUUCGGCGGCGUUCUGCUCACGCGCGUCGAGUGCACCGAGUGCCACUCGUCCUCGCUGUCCCGCGACGUGUUCCGGGACCUGCAACUCGCGUUCCCCGAGAAGCUAGAAGGCACUCAGCACAGCGUGCAGAGUUUGCUGGAGUUCUACUGCUCCAAGGAGCGCUUGUCCGGCGACAAUAGAUACGAGUGUCGCGACUGUGGGGGCCUGCGCGACGCCGAGAGGAGCGUGCUAAUCGAAACUACGCCCAAGUUUCUUAUUCUGGUGCUAAAGAAUUUCAAAUUUGAGCCGAAAUUGCAAGUUCAAACCAAAUUAAUGCUCUCGAUUCACCACAACCACACGGUGACGUUGCCGACGGUGCGCUCCCAGGCUGACCACUCCGCAUACAUAUUGUACGCUGCUGUUAUUCACGCCGGGACCACGCUCGACUCCGGGCACUACUACACCCUAGCGAAAGACAAUGGACAGUGGCACAUGUACAACGACGACGUCGUGUCGGCCGCCGAAGAGGGUCAGUUGAGUGGCUUGAAUCGGUCUAGCACGCCCUACAUCUUGUUCUAUCGACGCACCGACAUCGACGAGGGCACCGCGCCCUCGCUGGAGGAGAUGCCACCCAAGGUACAGGAGUCGGUCAUGGCUCACAACAAACACUACGUAGAAACAGUUCGCAAAAUGCGGCUGACGAGGCCAUGACGGCUCCGAUCGGACAAGUACAUUGAUUUCACUGUACUGGACUACGUCGAUCCCGAGCAAUAAGGACACAUUGUUUCAUAUCAAAAAGUGACAAAAUUAAUGCUGCAAAGAAUCGCGACAGUUAAGUUUACGAUAGACUAUUAGUUUGUUUUUAUUAUUAGCCAUGACGCAUAAUACAUCAAGUGAAGUGAAUAAACUUAUAAGAUUUUGACAGACCAUAAAAUCUAAGUAUGUAUAUGUUGUUCGUCAUGCACAUUCUUUUUGUGAUAUAGUUGUUGAUCUGGAUUGAAGAUGUGAGUGAGAUAUUUUUCGAUAGAAACUAAUAUAUUUGUUACGGGCCACUUGAUUAACCGGGCAGUAUAAAUAAUGACCGGUCAUUAUGAAUAAUGUCCAAAAGCGUCGGGCAGUGAUAAAUUUAUUACUUUGGCUGGUCCAUAUUAAUAAUACCCGACGGCAGGCGUAUGGAACUCCGCGUGAGCUCGGAUAUACCUACGACUCGCUUCCCGCCGGCGGUACUAAAGCUAGCCAGUUGGUUCAGUUGUUUGCCACACGCGCUCACGCACGCACGUCCCCGCGCGCUCUAAUAUGUCAAUGUAAAAACGAAAAUAAUGUGAAUAAUGUCAUCGACAAAAAAAAUAGCACUGUAUUCUGUAGUAUUAUCGUUUUUUGCUCUUCCUAAAAAUGAGGAAAAGUAAGUACCUAGACAGUUUCAAUAUACAUACAAUAUACGAUAGUUACAAGCUACACUGGCACUAUUUAAUUUCUUGAAAGAUGUAAUGUUUUUAACGACAGAAUUAUAGUUACAUAUCUACCUAUUUGAAAUAGGUAGGUAACUUUUAAGGUAUAUUGGUACAUGUUUAUUAUAACGACAGUAAGUAAGUACUUACUGCUAUUUAAAUAUAUUAUGUCCUGGUUAUAUCAAAUUAUAAUUACCUCUGCAUUCAUGUUUUCAAUAUUAUUUUUCUUUAUUGUGUAACGUAAAUCUAUCCUCCUAAGACCCGGGCUUUUAAAAUAUUACUCGUUAGAAAGACCGAACUAGCUUUUAAUAUAACAAAAUGGCAACCAUUGUUAAGUCCUGACGAUUUGAAAAUUACAGGUCUCGUUAUGACCGAACUACCUAUUAAAAGAACAAAAUCAAUUUUUAAACUUUAUUGUGAUAUUUUAGACCUAAACGCCAUUAUCUUAUUGUUUAUAUAUUUGUCCCUGUUACACGCGUUGAAUGAAACGAAACCAAGUAGCCAUAUUUGUUCUUAGUGGCCAGCAAAAGGGGACAAUGGCAGCAUGUGGGAAACAACGUAAGUAAAUCCAUUAAUACUUCAUAGUAAUAUUGGUAUUUCUUGCAAUUAAAAAUGUGUUCUUUUUCUAAUGAAUUUGUAAUAUUUAACUAUAAUGUAUUAUUUUUGACAAACAUGCGACGUAAACGAUGUUUUUGCAAGGUAAUUUAAUUUGUUCUUUUAAAAGUGAGUUCGGUUAUUUGGUAUUUCAUUCUAGUGCUACGCGACGUGGACAUAGUGCAGCUUCUCAAUUAAUCUGAAAUAAAAGACACUGAGGAUGGCGAAGGUUCGACUUAUCAAGACCCUGAAAUAGACGUAGUUUCUGAUCAACGUAGUGAUGACCAUUAUUGAUGCGGACUCGUCUAGCUCAGAAAAUAAAUAUUCUUCUGACUCGGAAAAUGAGGCUGAUUACCCUUCUACCAACAACCGUCGGGCCAGGACUCAAGGUUGAGGAGUUGAGAAGCGAAGCUUUGUGCGUACGCGUGGUGAAGUUCUGAUUUGGUCAAGAAAAUAAAAUCAAAUAACCAAUUACCCAUGCUGUUUACCUAUAAUUAUUACAUUAACUACUACAUACUAAGCACGAGAGUUCUUUAAAAAGAACAGAAGUAUGGAUUAGUUGACUUAGUGCAAAAAAAAGUUUCUUUGGUACUGAAUAAUGUUUGUUCUAGCAAAAAUCGUAUAGUCGGGUUUGAAACAGAUUAAAUUGUUGCUAUAAGUUCAGGACUCAAUGACUAUAAUACUUUUGAUCUUUUUAAAGGACAUUCGGUUAUAGUGACAUCUUCUGCGUAGCAAUACCCAGGACUCAAUUAUGAACGCCAUUUUGUUCUUUUAGCAGGCACUUGGGACUUAGGAGGCUAUCUAGUUUAAACCACACGAAGUUUUACAACUGAUUCUUGCUGAGUUAAUUGCGCGAUUUAUAAAACGGCGUAAACACACAAGUUUAACAACAGAACACUUAAAUAAAUGAUAAAAAUCAUUCAACAUUACAUAAAAGUAAAACAAUUUUGAAUUAAUGAUAAAAAUACAUAAUUUAAGAUAUAGAUUUUAUUUUAUUUCACUCCGCUGUUCAAGUAGGUACUUAUUUGUAAAAUCAUUUCUUAGCGGCGGCGCGUUGAAGGUAACUCCUAUGUUUUUUUGCGUAGGUGUCAAAACGGUAGGUAUUUGCGUUUUCUUUGAGAGAUAAGUAUCUGUUCGUAAGAACUAUUAUAUAAUCUGUGCCGACGGCCCGUGGUCCAUUGAAUAAAUCAACUUGGACCGAGCAGUAUCCCUACUUCUAGCCGGGCAAUGUGAUAAAUUCGGUCGCGCCGUGGUGGAAGCAGUUUCUGUGGGGGGUUGCAGUUCUAACCUAACCUAAACCUACUUUUCUGUAAGUAGUUUCUUUCUGUGCGGGGUUGCAGUUCUUACCUAAACUAAAUCUACACUACAUCCCUCAUUUGUAUUAUUACAUUGCUCAAGGUAGGUUGGUCAUUAUUCAUACUGCCGCUCAAAGUGAUUAAUCAUGCAGUUCCAAUUAUAUUGCCUACUUGGUGCGGGCAUUAUGCAUACAGACCGGUCAUUCUUCAUAGUGACCGGACUUAUCAAGUUUCCCGUAACAUAUUAAUUAUAAUAUAAUAAUAACAUAAAAGUUUCAGUCCUGUUUUUGCAAUUUAGUAGUGUGCGUGAAGGCGUGGCAUAAGAUGUUGUAUACGCGUACCUCCCUGCCAAGAGACAAACCCGCCUAGUAUAUAGGUACUAUUGUUUAUCACUGACGUGAAACCAAUCUCAAUCUAAACGCCUCUCCGGUGUGUUUAUGCUUACAUCUGAAUGAACGAUUUAGUGAUUAUUUUACACUAGAAAGAAACGUUUGCUUUCGUCGGCAGUAGGUAAACUAUUUGAUGACAGGUUCACAUGUUCACAAGUCACACCCGCUGUAAAAAUUGCUAAAGAACAUUUAUAUAUAAUCCAUCUGCUUUUAGUAUCUAGCCGAGCCGAACAACUUAUAAAAUUAUAUUAUUAUACUAAUUUAGUGUUGAAAGUGUAUACCAGAGAUGUUGCGAAUAUUCGCAUCCGCAACCGCGGAACUUCCGCAUUAUUUUCAACAUCCGCAUCCGCAUAAAAUCGAUGCGGAGCUUAAUGCGGAUGCGGAUGUGGAACAGGUAGGUACAGGAACGUCUUAGCGGCGGCGUAAAAGCUAGGUAAGGUAAGGUAGGUAGGUUUGUUAUCCCACAUGGUAUGUUUAAAAGAAAAAAGUUAAGAGGCCGUAGUCGAUUUUGGAGCAAAAAUGUAAAAUUGAUAGAUUUAGUCGUUGAAAUUAUACACGUUUUGUUACGUAAUAUCUAAAUAACAAGUAUUGAUUUCUAUUAGCACGUCUUCUCAUCUUGCCUUUUAAUACUGAGGUCGCGAGCGUGCGUCACCAGUAAUGCAUAAAGAGAAGGGGCAGUUUUUAAAAAUUCAUCAAAAAAUCAUGGUGGUAAAUUAUACAAAUUGAUGUAUAAGAAUAGUUUCAGCAAAUGUUGUAGAUUGUUUAAGUAUCAAAAUUACGUUGAAAUUAAGUCGAUUUUCAGAGAAAUUGUCACUUGUUUUGAAGUAAUUUCUGGAGAAAAUUGAUUUCGUCUAACUUUCAUUUACACUACUUCAAGGUCAUAAUAAUAAAAAUGUAGUCUGAUAAACGUCAAGUACAGCAUAUGUGUAAUACAAAAUUACCAUGUUUAGCAGUCCAAACUUUACGAAAUUUACAAAUAAGAGCGACAAAAUCAGUGCUUUACGCGCGUUUACCUAAACGUCCAUCAGAAAAGCAAACAUUACUAAUUUAGUAAGUCUGUUUUCAAAAAAUUUAUCUGAAGACGUGCUAAUAGAAACCAGUACUUGUUAUUUCAAUUAGGUAACAAAAGGUGUAAAAUUUCACCGACUAAAUCUAUCAAUUUUACAUUUUUGCGACUAAAAUCGACACCGGCCUCUUAAUAUUUAACUGUACUGCCGACUUUAUGACGUCACAACAACUAUCCCCGCCACUUUCGCGCUUGUCAUCUCAUAUAUUUGUGUUCAGGACAUCAUACUGAAUGCACUGAGACCAAAUUUACCCAUGUCCGAGACGACAUGAGCGAAAAACCAUUUGUAGAAGACUUCUAGACAAAUAACCGACCCUCUAUAUUUGACAGUUGUACUUACAUUUGUGGUUAUCAAUUGGAAGUGAAUGGGUGAAUGUGGUUCAAUCUUCUUCUUUGCCUGGCCCUUUCCCAUUUUAUUUGGGGUCGGCCCUCCGUAUCAUGCGUCUCCAGGCAGCUCGGUCCUGGGUCGUCUCCUUGUUGACUUGGGCUUCUUUGAGGUUCUUAUCUACUACGGACAUCCAUGUGAUUCGGGGUCUUCCUCGUCCUCGGGGUUUAGUUUCAAUAUCUAGCACUUUCCUGGUCAUGUGGUCGGAUGGUCGCCUCAUAACGUGUCCGUACCACCGCAGACGGCUCUCCUGUAGUUUAUCUGGGAUAGGUCUCACUUUGAAGGUGCCUCUUAUGUGUGUGUUUCUGACAUGAUCCAGCCUAGUUACACCACCCGCCCACCUGAGCAUCUUCAUCUCUGCGCAGUGUAAUUGAUUUUCAUGCUGCUUUUUGAGUGGCCAGCAUUCGGCUCCGUAUGUCAUGGCCGGUCGGACGGCUGCUCUGUAUACUCGUCCCUUUAUGCGCACGGGCAUUCGGCUGUCGCAUAG